Olea europaea var. sylvestris is the source of this 2055-nucleotide messenger RNA. RefSeq names its product hydroxyproline O-galactosyltransferase HPGT1. Gene Ontology annotation, molecular function: hexosyltransferase activity. The coding region runs from base 554 to 1417 and encodes 287 amino acids. The record is from RefSeq and is a predicted model, not a curated record. Gene Ontology annotation, cellular component: Golgi membrane. NCBI's taxonomy places the organism in Eukaryota, Viridiplantae, Streptophyta, Magnoliopsida, Lamiales, Oleaceae. The transcript is spliced from 12 exons.
AAGUUUUGUUAAAGAAACAAAUAAUAUAAGAAAGGUAAUAAAUGUCUUCAAUGUGUUUUUUGUGUAUGCAGUUUAUGGCAGGAUGCUGAAAGCAGGGUUUACUUAGCAAAGGAACUUGAUAGAAUGAUGGGUCAGAGUUGGAUUUAUAUGACAAGUAAAAGCUAUUCAUUCCAGCAAACCUAAACCUAGCAAAUCAGGCAUGAGAAGAAUUGUUUACUGUUUUAAGUUCUGAGCACCAAACAUCGACAGUAGAGAGAGAGAGAGAGAGAGAAGGAAGAGUUCAAAUAUCCCAUCACAUUAAGCAAACCUACCCCUGCAACAUCAGUUGAUUGAUUUUUUGAAGAAGUUGGUUGUGGGAAGUAUUUUCUUAGAUGACUCAUUUGCCAAUGAUUGCAAAGUUCCAGAUAAGCAUGACAUGUUUAUCAAUGGCAAAGUUAACUACUAGGCUAUAUGCUGCAUAAAUUAGAAUUUGUUGAUGAAAUUAUGUUGGAUCAUGCACCGUGCUAAUGACAAGUUUAUGGUACCUGCUUUUUUUCCCUGAACAAAUCCAGAAAUGAGGUUGAAAUUGGGAAAAUCUGUUAUUUCAGUUGACGAUUCAUGGAAAAUCUUAGGAUGCAGGGAACAGCUGAAGAAAUUAUCAGCCUUGGAGAUGGAUCUAGCUACGGCCAGACAGAAGGGUUUUGUUUCAAAUUAUUUACCAGAGAUGAAUAAGACUCCUAAGAAAAAUCCACUUGUCGUGAUAGGAAUACUUACAGGAUUUGGACGCAAGAAUGAAAGAGAGGCUAUACGCAACGCAUGGAUGGGAACUGGUGCAGCUUUGACAAAAAUGGAGGACAAUAAAGGCAUCAUUGUUCGAUUUGUCAUCGGUAGAAGUUCUAAUCGAGGAGACAGCUUGGACAGGAGCAUUGACAGUGAAAACAAACAAACCAAUGAUUUUUUCAUCCUUGAAAACCAUAUAGAGGCACCUGAGGAACUACCGAACAAGACAAAAUUAUUUUUUGCUCAUGCCGCAGAAAGUUGGGAUGCUGACUACUAUGCAAAAUUCAAUGAUGACGUCUAUGUAAACAUUGAUGCCUUGGGAAAUAUACUGGCUGCUCAUUUGAACCAGCCUCGUGUAUAUAUUGGGUGUAUGAAAUCAGGUGAUGUUUUCUCCGAAAGCGGUGAGAAAUGGUAUGAACCAGACUGGUGGAAAUUUGGAGAUGGAAAAACUUACUUCAGACAUGCUUCAGGUGAGAUGUUAGUGAUAUCGAAGGCUUUGGCUAAAUUUGUAUCAAUCAAUAGAUCUAUUCUUCGCGCAUAUGCCCAUGAUGAUGUCAGUGUUGGUUCCUGGUUUAUUGGUGCCAAUGUCGAGCAUAUUAAUGAAAGGAAGUUUUGCUGCUCAUCUUGGUCAUCAGGAGCUAUAUGUUCAGGUGUAUAAUCUGUGUCAUGGACGAAGAUCCCAAUAACAGUAUAAAGAAAAGAGCAGUUCCUCUAAUUUUCCAAGGGGUGUUUGUACACAGCUAUUUAGUCUGCUCUGCAUGGAGUUCGUUACUGAGUCAUCGGUAUUGACAUUUUCUUUGACAGAAGAAAGAAGAAAGAUCUCUUCAAUUUUUGACUUGGAAGCAUUUUACGAGGGAAAAAAAAAAAAGAAAAAAAAAGAAGUCUUCUAUGCAUAUUCGACUGGGAAUACAGUGCCAUAUGUCAAAUGGCUUGGACACAGGACUAAUUCUACAUAUUUCUGGACACAUAUAUUUGGACAGAAAUACUCAGGAACAGGUACAUGAGAUGUUGGCAAUAGGAACCUUUAGGUAGCAAUUGACUAAUUGACCAAACUAUUAAUUCUGGUUUUCCUAUCAUUGGGAAGAUUACAUUCACUCAUUCUUUUAUAUUCUGGGGAGAAUAACCUUUUUUUUUUUUAAUUCAUUUUUUUGUUGGAUAUCUACUAUCUGCUUCUUACAUGCAUCUUUUGAAGUAGUUUGUGAUCCCUAUCACUUAGCCUAUUUACUUGCACAGUUUAUUGGAUUCUGGCAUUGUAUUUUUGAAGUGGAUGAAAAUUUUCUCUUACUUUUUUCUUCA